Molecule: messenger RNA, 336 nt
Organism: Plasmodium malariae
Lineage: Eukaryota; Apicomplexa; Aconoidasida; Haemosporida; Plasmodiidae
Product: early transcribed membrane protein
Exons: 1
Coding region: 1-336 (111 amino acids)
Source: RefSeq, a predicted model, not a curated record
AUGAAAAUCACCAAGAUAGUAUAUAUUUUUGCUACAUUAUUAGCAGUCAACAUAAUUGCUCCAAGUUUCUACAACACUGUUGUAGCAGGAAAGAAUGUAGCACAAACAGGAUAUAAAAAAUUGACGGAAGCAGAAAGAAAAAAGAGAAAUCAAAAGAUCAUGAUGAUUUCUUCAAUAGCAUCGGGAAUAGCUGUACUUUUAGGAACUGCAUUAGGUUUAGGACUUCACUACAAAAAUAAACAACCCAAAAAAGCAGAUGGAGCUAAUGGUGCACAUCCUUCACCCCUUGGUAUAGUCACACACAACGCUGGUAACGCCCACCCCCAAAAGAAAUAA